UUUUAAGCUUCAGUGUACAACUGACAUUUGUGCGCAACACAUCCAAUUAACAGUGAUUUUAUAUUUAAAUAACAGAAAAAAAUAAUCGCGAAUACUAAAAAGAAUCAAAAUUAUAAAUUCGUCCAAAAAUGGGACGAUAUAAGCAAAAGUAUUUGUACAUUUCACUUAUUCUCAUUGGUUUGAGUAUUUCUUCGGCCGAAGAAUCAUCAUCAUCAUCAUCAUCAUCACCAGAGACUCUUGAGUUAAGUUCAUCACUUGGAAAAUUGAAAGGUUCAUUUAUGACAAGCAGAUUGGGAAAAAAAAUUUAUUCUUUUCGUGGUAUUCGUUAUGCAGAACCACCUGUGGGUCAACGUCGAUUUCAGCCAGCUGAACCGGUAAAACCAUGGACAGAAGUUUUUGAUGCUUCCGAAGAAGGACCGGCAUGUCCUCAACCGGAAACUAAACUAAUGUCGGAAGAUUGUCUUCGAUUGAAUGUUUAUACAAAUGAGUUACCUGAUCAGGAUAAGGAAGUGAAGAAGCCAGUUAUAGUAUUUUUCCAUCCAGGUGGCUUCUAUGUUCGAUCGGGACAAAGUGAUCUUGAAGGUCCGGAAUAUUUAUUGGACAAAGAUAUCGUUUUGGUUACAGUUAACUAUCGUCUUGGUUCCUUAGGAUUUAUGAGCACUGGUGAUUCUCUUCUACCAGGAAAUCUUGGACUCAAAGAUCAAGUUAUAGCUUUGCGUUGGGUAAGGGAUAAUAUUAAAGAAUUUGGUGGAGAUCAAAAUUCCGUGACAAUUACUGGGUAUAGUGCUGGAAGUUGGAGUGUUUCUUUACAUUUGGUAUCGCCAAUGUCUAAAGGAUUAUUUCACAAGGCAAUUGCAAUGAGUGGAUCAGCCAUUUAUCAAAAACCCCUUCCCAUGGAGCAGAAAAAUUUAGCUACCAAGCAAGCUGAAAUUUUAGGCUGUCCAACUGACACUGUUGGUAAUAUGUUAAUUUGUAUGAAUACAAAAACAGCCGAAGAGUUCGCUAAUUCUUUACCACACUUUUUCGAGUGGCACGGUGAUCCAAUUUUAGUAUGGACCCCGGUAGUAGAACCGGAAGUUAAUGGAGUUGAAAGAUUUCUUCCAGACGAUCCGGUGAAAUUGAUAAGUGAGGGAAAUUUCUCACAAGUUCCGUUCAUUGGCGGAUUCAAUAAAGAUGAAUUUGGUGGAGUUAUUUUAUUGCCGAUAUCAGAGGCAAAGAAAGGAAAUAAUUCGCUUUUCGACGAAUGGAAUACAAAUUGGGAUCAUAUUGCACCUAUUAGCUUCCUAUAUGAGAGAGAUACAAACAGAUCGAAAGAGAUUAGUAAGGAAUUGUAUGAAUUUUACAAUCACAAUAAACCAAUUGAUCUUAAUAAUCUUCAAGGCAUUGCCGAUUUGUACUGUGAUGGUGUAAUUGCAUAUUCUGAACAUCGUCUUGUGAACUUAUUAGCUUCCUCCUCCAAGAUGCCUAUCUAUUAUUAUCAUUUUAUGUACCAGGGAAGAUAUAGUCAUGUGGUUGAUCCUGAAACACAAAAACCUUAUGGUGUUUCACAUCACGAUGAUUUGAUGUAUUUAUUUUACAUUAAGAAAUUUCCAUUCUUUAAAGAAGACGAUCCAGAAAUAACAACAGUCGAGCGAAUGACAGCAAUUUGGGAAAAUUUUGCUAAAACUGGCAAACCAAUUCCCGAAGAGAAUGACUUAUUUAAAAAUGUGACGUGGGAAAAAUUCACUUCCGAUAAUAAACGUUAUUUAGAAAUAAGCAAUGAGCUUACUAUGAAAGAUGGCGUUAUAUAUCCUGAAAGAAUGAAUUUGUGGGAUAAACUUUUUCCAUUAUAACUUAAAAAUUAUUCAAUAAUAUUAAAUUCACCUUCACUGAUAUACUUUUUACAUUUAAUAAUUUAAUUGUAUCGCUUGUGUAUAUAUUGUUUUAUAUUUUCGAUAUAAUAUUAUUUGUUAUGUAAAAAAAAAAAAAUAUUUUAUAAUAAUAGAUAAAAGAAAGUUAAUUUUUCACUCUUAAUAAAUGAUAAUUUUAAUAAAAAUAAAUUAUCCAUAAUAAUAGAA
This is a messenger RNA of Leptopilina boulardi, 2057 nucleotides long. RefSeq names its product esterase E4-like. Bases 129 to 1832 code for a protein of 567 amino acids. The transcript has 8 exons. The record is from RefSeq and is a predicted model, not a curated record. Lineage: Eukaryota; Metazoa; Arthropoda; Insecta; Hymenoptera; Figitidae.